AGUGAGAUAGCUAGUCAGAGGUGACUAUGAGUGCAGCAGCCAGGGAGAGGAGGCAACAGCAGCUCCCUCCUCUGCAACAGGUCUGCCUUAUCUACUGAACAAGCAGUAUGGUGAUGGGGCAAGUCCUGACCUAUGGUGGCCGGGCGGGAAGUGGCACUACUGUGGUGCCAGCGCUUAUACUCCUGUACACUAUAUCUCUCCUUGUUUGUUUUUUAUCACAUUUUAAAGCUCUCUCUAAGCUGAAUGGUACGGUAUUUAAAACGUUUCCUUAUGCUCUCAAGCUUAAGCAAUCAGACUUUUACACCUGAGUAAAUUGUUAGCCAAGUACAGUAUUAACAAAGUUGCUAAUGCUCUGAUUUUUUCUCAUUUCUUAUAAGAGCAUCUGUAGAGCUGUCUGGUGAGUCAGCUGAGCGAGUGACCUGAUUUUCUGAUUACAAGAUACUCUACGUCACAUAUAGUAUGGGGUUCCUCUAUAGUACAGUAGUAGAGUUGCCAGGAAUGUUACGCCGGCCGACUUACCGCACUGCCAGGCGUUGUGUAUCGUUCGUCCGGCAGAGCGGCACGAGUCACAUGCCAGAUCGCUAUAUAUACUCGCCAGGUGUACACACUUCUCCUCAGUCGAAUUCAAGCGUUGCCACAACCUGUGUAUCUCCUAGACAGGUUCUCGAGAACGACAGUAUUAAACCUUCCAGUAUAUAAACGUGUCGCCAGAAGUUUCAUUUUAAGUGUUCCCAAAACGGAAACUGUUAACACGGGUCUUCUUAAAGUUGAUUUGCCAGGAAGCUGAAAGGUAGAUAGGUGCCUUCUGCAGAUUAAAGAGUGAAGGUGACAGCCUUCAUUCAGUUUUCUGCAGAUCCAUUAUUACAGCUUAUAAAUUUCCGGACUCAGUAUUUUUAAUGUUCAGUGAACAAUAAACAAGAAUAGUGAUUAACUUUACUGAAAUUCUGGCGCACUUGUCAGCGAGUGACGUCACAGACCGGUACAGUACUGUCAAAUCGAUCAAGCGAGUUUAGCGUAUUGAGCGACUUUGGUGAAUAACGAUAAGUCAGCCGUGUGUCAAAUACUCCAGGUGACAGUUAAAAGAUAAACCGGCACCAUGAUGCAAGUAAGCACAAUGUACGCACAAUCUCUCGAGCGUCAGUUAGUGUCUCGACGCUCACAACUCAUCCACAACCUUUCCCGCUCUAGCUGUGGCCAGGCUGAACCGAUGCGACAAGCUUCAGACGCCCCCACUUUAAACCCGCUACCCCCCCUAUCGCCACCCCACAAGAAGCAGGAGGGUAACCAGGGUAGUGAAACCGACCCGAAGGAGUGUACUGACCGUCUGUGUCGACUGCCAUCACAGCAUCGAGGAGGCUACAUGUUGGGCUCACCUAAACGACACAACGCAUCAUCGGCGGUGUCCGCCGCCCGCCUCACCCAGUCUACGGGUAAUCUUACCGUACACUCUGACCUUACGCUCCUCAGGAAGAAGGAUGAUCUCUCCUUGUCCCUGUCAGCCCCACAUUCCCCAGUCUUGGACAAGAAAGCAGCAAAGAAAGCCAAGGAGAAACAAGAGAAAGAAGCCAAGAAGACUCCCUCCAACUUCAUGCUGUUGACACCUUGGUUCACGCGGCAGAACAACGAGAGGCUCCUGUCGCAGGUCCGGUCUGGAGACAUCCUCGAGUUCAACAUUAAGCUUCACCACCACUGGGGCAUCGCCAUCGUGCCCAAGAAUAAAAAGCCGGGUCUUGCUACGCUCGAGUUAGCUCAUCUGGUGCGGGAUAAGGACGGUCGUCAGAGGGCUGUGAGGCAGCCUUUGAAGGACUACUGGCACGAGGGAGUGACAGCGAGGGUCAACAAUUCCAGGGAUGUACACAAGCCACCUCUGCCCGCGGGCGAGGUCACUUCAGCAGCUCUCAAGCUGAUAGUGCAGCCGUACCGCGUGUGGCAGAAUUCCGAACAGAUGGUAGUGUCUUGUCGGUAUGGUGACGGCCAGCGAGCUCGCCAGCUGAGUGACGCUGCCAGGUGGGGGUCGCUGAGCAGGUGUGUGGGGCUGUGGCUGACGCUCACCUCCUCCACCCACACCUCCCCCACAGGCUCCCCAGGACCUCUUAGGAAGAGGACCGUCUCCGUCAACUUCUGAGGCAGCCACGUCAUCAGCACCUAACACGGGAGGCCAGAGAAAUACUUGUUAUUUCAUUUAUUGUAGAAGAAGGAGAGUUUUAGAAGAUUGAUUCAGAUUAUGUUUUUUACUAGAUUUAAUUUGAAGUUGUACAGAUAGAUUAUAUAUUUUGAUUUAAUGCAUAUAACCAAAAACAUUAAUGAAACUGUUUAGCAGGAAGUUUUAAACGAGUGGAUAUUUUGUACGGUGGCGUGGUAUAUGUGCUAAGUAACACAUCUCGUUGGGAGUUAAAGAAGGAUAUGGUUUUUGCCAAUGACCACCAAACGUGAUACUAUAGUUGUAUGUUAAGGUUUGAUCUUUCCUCUGAAUAUGUAUAUAAUGUCAUCUUCAUCUCCAUGUUUAUUUUUGUCCACAUUGAUCAAGGAGAAACAAACUUGAGUGACAUAAGGCCACAGUUACACACAUUAUCAAGAUUUUUUUUUCUAAAGACUUAUAACACAGCGAGUCGAUUCAUUUUAGAAACGAUGAAUUACGAACACAGAGUUGUAUGGUCGUGGGAGAAGCAUGUGACAGCCACGGUACAAAGAUUCUUUUUAAAAUAUGUACGUGUAUUAGAUCAUCAUUCACUAAGUUGUCUUAUACUCUUGAAGAACUUUUAAUAUAUCCUUGAAUAACACAUGUUGUUCAUUUGUCAUUUAUGAAGGCGUUUGCACAGUUAGCAAGGUCUUGUUCUCUGGACACUUCAUUCGACACGCUCGUGCGUCACCCUAUACAGUAUACAGUAUACUGUAUUACACACUCAGUAUACAUCAAGUACUUCAGAGCCUUUCAGUGUGGCAUAUUAUUAGUAUUUUCGGCAAUUCAUUGUCAUUUGUAAAUUGCGUCAUGAUCGUAUAUCCGUGUCACUUGUAUACCGUGUCAUUCUGUCACUUGUAAAUUGUCAUUUUAUCCACGUCACUUGUAAAUUGUGUCAUUGUUUCCGUGUCACUUGCAAAUUGCAUCAUUUAUCCGCAUCACUUGUAAAUUACGUCAUUAUCUCUGUAAAUCGCUUGUACAUAGCAUCAUUAUCUCUAUUUUAUUUGUAAAUUGCGUCAUUAUUUUCGUGCGUCACGUAAAUUACUCCAUUAUCAACAUUACCGCCAUUAUUUUCAUAACUAUACUAAGUUAACGUUCUUAAAUGUAUACUUUUACAUACCAUUAUAGCGGUAAACAGUAUACAUGACCGUGUAUGCUACUAUGGCGUUACAGAGACUCUUGGCUGUAUGUGGCAUUACAGGGGAUUCGUGGCUGUACUGUAACAAGUCACUAGAGACGUUCACUACAGGCGCUGGUGGGUAACUUGGUCUAAUGUGUCCACUCUCAUUAUUGCUGACGACAUUCCUUGGGGUGGUUUCUCUCGCCAGCUGUACAUUAUGUAGUGUACAAGAUAAUGUACAUAACAAACGUACAUCACAACGAGGUGACAGCCCAGGGGAGCACACCAAUACUAUAGUUUAGAUAACACAGUAGCAUGGGUAGAGGCUGAUGAAAGAUGUACAGAGGUGAUUUGAAUCCAUUCUUUUAGUAACAAUUAUUAUUACAUCUACUGUUGUGUAUGAUACAGACACUUCAAAAAAAUAUGUUAGUAUAUCAAAGAGAUCCGAGAGGUUCAUGUGAAGUAACAACAAAAGCAUUCCGGCUGAAUUAAAGUUAUGAUUUUGUAGAUGUUAUAAAAUGUAUUCUGGUAGAUCACGAAAAACUAAUAUUGUACCUGGUUUGGGGUUGAUUAUUACAGGAGAGUCAACACAGUUUUCUGGAGUUACCUGAGAGAGUGUUACUGUGUUCUCUAAACUACCCAUACCAGACAGGCCCCGCCAACACAGUUAUACAUAUAGUUAGGUAGUUAAGAGCAGUUAGUCUAUCAUUUUGGUUCAGUUGUGUGGCGUUGACUUAUUGCUGAGAUAAUUGACCAUGUACUUUUUGGCUUAGUUUAGUGAAUAGUAAUUUCAAAUAUGUUUAAUUAGACACUACAGUAGUUAUAAAUAACAGCAGCAGCUAAGAGUCUGGCUAUGAAAUGUCGUAAACUAUAGCUGUUGGAGUUACUACUUAACUGAGUGUGGGGUAAGGGUCAUCCCAGACCAAGCUAGCCCAUGACUCCCAAAUGUUCUUACAUAACACAUUUCUGUCUACUAGUGGUGUAAGGAUGCUUCUGUUUGGCUCACUCAAGAAGGUACAGUUCACCAAGACUGACUGACUUAACUACUGGCAGCAGAAACUACGUCUAAAUUGUACGAGAUAUUCAUUAACCAGAGGCAUUCUCUUACCCCUAGUAGAGGGAAGACUGUGUACCAGUGUUUGAGAACUCGGUCUAGUGUUUUAUUCUGUCUACUGUAUUACACCGUCACUGUGGUGUAGUGAUAAAUUCCCUGACACUGAUGUGGCAGUUGUAUUCUAGUAUAUAAGUAACUGUGUGUAUAUAUAUAUAUAUAUAUAUAUAUAUAUAUAUAUAUAUAUAUAUAUAUAUAUAUAUAUAUAUAUAUAUAUAUAUAUAUAUAUAUAUAUAUAUAUAUAUAUAUAUAUAUAUAUAUAUAUAUAUAUAUAUAUAUAAAGUGAACACAACGUUUUGUACCCAUGACCAAUGAUCUCUUUAGUCUUGGCGCUCCACAUGGUCACUACUGCGAUGGUUACUCUUGUCUAUGCAUGUAAAUAUUGCCUGUGAUAAUAAUAUACAGUAUAUAUAUAUAGUUUAUAUAUAUAUAUAUAUAUACAUUGGUAGAUAAACUACUCAGCUAGGGUCAUCAUCAGUGUAGGUACAUUCCUCUGUCCAACUUCCAACUCAUGGCUGUUAUCAAGUAUUACAGUCUGUUGAAGGCUUCGUUGUGCUAUAUGUGACAGCUGUUCCACCUACUGUAUGAAUAUUUUGUUUUUGGAUUUCUUAAUAUUAUAUGAACUAUUGAUGUCGUGGCAGCUUACCUGUUGACCUAAGGUUAGCUCAGUAAGUGUGGGAGUUACUGAGUGAGUUCUUCCCAUGCUGGGUACUGGGUGCCCAGCUGAGCCAACCAGUGAGUUCCAGUAUGUCUCUACACACCUGUGUCCUACUACACCCCCCCCCCUACGUCUAUGUACCUGUGUCUGAAUUUACGUUCAAUUCUCAUCCACCACCAACCUUAACAACCAAUGUCUCAACCCACACUCAUCACCCCCCCUAUCAACCAGUAUCAACCUACACUCCUCACCUCCACCACCACCAACCAAUAUCAACCCACACUCACCCCCUCAAUUAAUAUCAACCCCUCCCCCACCACCAACCAAUAUCACCCCCCCCACCAUCCAAUAUCAACCUACACCCAUCAGCCGCCCCCCCCCCCUCAACGUUCACUACAUCGAAAUCGAUGGUUCAAACCCUCUCAUUACCCACACAGGUGUCAUUCCACAGAGCUCCUACUUCACCCCCUGCCACCUCCUACCCAUUCCCCUCUCUUAUUAUAUAUUAUUAUUGGCUGCCAUACAUUCACUCAGUGUCCCAAGUAUAUUAUUCACUUAUAACUUUUUUUUAUUUUUUGUAAAGACUUGUUAUUUUUAUUUUUGUUCUUUUGUUAUCAUUUAUGGAACAUUUGGGUUUUUAUUAUCAUUACUUUAUUUAUUAUUGAUGUUAUCUCUAUUCCGGUAACAUCCUCUUCCACUUACUAUACACAGUUAUACACUUGCUCAACUUAAGGUGUUGUAUAACUUGUGUUUUAUCAUUAUUAUUUACCUGGACACGAGUGAAUGUAAACAAAAGUAAAAAAUAUGUUGUUUCUUUUGUUUUAUCUCAAAUAUAUUUUGUAAUGAAGUUA
Molecule: messenger RNA, 5919 nt
Organism: Homarus americanus (American lobster)
Lineage: Eukaryota; Metazoa; Arthropoda; Malacostraca; Decapoda; Nephropidae
Exons: 4
Coding region: 1097-2125 (342 amino acids)
Source: RefSeq, a predicted model, not a curated record